CCAGCCCUGCGGGGCGGGCAGCAUGGUUCACUCCAGCAUGGGGGCUCCAGAAAUAAGGAUGUCUAAGCCCUUGGAGGCCGAGAAGCAAGGUCUGGACUCCCCUUCAGAGCACACAGACACCGAAAGAAAUGGACCAGACACUAACCAUCAGAACCCCCAGAACAAGACCUCCCCAUUCUCUGUGUCCCCAGCUGGCCCCGGCACCAAGAUCAAGGCUGAAGACCCCAGUGGUGACUCAGCCCCAGCAGCACCCCCGCCCCCCCAGCCGGCUCAGCCGCAUCUCCCCCAGGCCCAACUCAUGUUGACAGGCAGCCAGCUCGCCGGGGACAUACAGCAGCUCCUCCAGCUACAGCAGCUCGUGCUUGUGCCGGGUCACCACCUCCAGCCACCUGCUCAGUUCCUGCUGCCACAGGCCCAGCCGACUCAGCCAAGCCUGCUACCAACACCAAAUCUAUUCCAGCUACCUCAGCAAACCCAGGGAGCUCUUCUGACCUCCCAGCCCCGGGCUGGGCUGCCCACACAGCCCCCCAAAUGCUUGGAGCCACCAUCCCACCCCGAGGAGCCCAGUGAUCUAGAGGAGCUGGAGCAGUUCGCCCGCACCUUCAAACAAAGACGCAUCAAGCUGGGCUUCACGCAGGGUGACGUGGGCCUGGCCAUGGGCAAGCUGUACGGCAACGACUUCAGCCAGACGACCAUCUCUCGCUUCGAGGCCCUCAACCUGAGCUUCAAGAACAUGUGCAAACUCAAGCCACUCCUGGAGAAGUGGCUCAACGACGCAGAGACUAUGUCUGUGGACUCAAGCCUGCCCAGCCCCAACCAGCUGAGUAGCCCCAGCCUGGGUUUCGACGGGCUCCCUGGCCGGAGACGCAAAAAGAGGACCAGCAUCGAGACAAACGUCCGCUUCGCCUUAGAGAAGAGUUUUCUAGCGAACCAGAAGCCUACCUCAGAGGAGAUCCUGCUGAUCGCAGAGCAGCUGCACAUGGAGAAGGAAGUGAUCCGCGUCUGGUUCUGCAACCGACGCCAGAAGGAGAAGCGCAUCAACCCCUGCAGCGCAGCCCCCAUGCUGCCCAGCCCGGGGAAGCCGGCCAGCUACAGCCCCCAUCUGGUCACACCCCAAGGGGGUGCCGGAACCUUGCCGUUGUCCCAAGCUUCCAGCAGUCUGAGCACAACAGUUACUACCUUAUCCUCAGCUGUGGGGACGCUCCACCCCAGCCGGACAGCUGGAGGGGGUGGGGGCGGGGGUGGGGCCUUGCCCCCCCUCAAUUCCAUCCCUUCUGUCACUCCCCCACCCCCGGCCACCACCAACAGCACAAAUCCCAGCCCUCAAGGCAGCCACUCGGCUAUCGGCUUGUCGGGCCUGAACCCCAGCACGGGAAGCACAAUGGUGGGGUUGAGCUCCGGGCUGAGUCCAGCCCUCAUGAGCAACAACCCUUUGGCCACUAUCCAAGCCCUGGCCUCUGGUGGAACCCUGCCCCUUACCAGCCUUGAUGGCAGCGGGAACCUGGUGCUGGGGACGGCCAGCGCAGCCCCCGGGAGCCCCGGCCUGGUGACCUCACCGCUCUUCCUGAACCAUGCUGGGCUACCCCUGCUCAGUGCCCCGCCUGGCGUGGGCCUGGUCUCAGCAGCUGCUGCGGCCGUGGCAGCCUCCAUCUCCAGCAAGUCUCCUGGCCUCUCCUCCUCUUCCUCCUCGUCCUCGUCCUCCACUUGCAGCGAGGUGGCAGCACAGACCCCUGGAGGCCCAGGGGGGCCCGAGGCAGGGUCCAAGCCUGAGUGAGGGCCCGUCAUGCUUCUCCUCCUACUCCUCUGAGCCCCGCCUCAGCCCCCAGCCUGGGAAGAUGGCAAGGGGACCAACGGUGGGGGUGCAGAGGGUCCUCGGAGCAGGAGUGACAAAGGAGGAAAAACCAAAAAAACAAAAAACAAAAAACCCAACCAACCAAAAAGAAAAAAGAAAGAAGAAACCAACCAACAAAAGAAAACCAAAAAUAAUCACAACAGAAACCAGCUGUCCCAAAGGAACCAGAGGUGAAAAACAAAAAUAACCAAAAACAAACAAAAAAUUCCCCCACCAAACCAAACCAAAAACCAGUUGCGAGCCAGACCUCAGUGUGCUCACCGCUACGACACCAAAUAAGAACCCCAGCCAGGGGCAGAGAAGCCUCAGCAGGGUGGACCUCAUGCCGAGCCCCUGGCUGUGGGGCCAACCCCAACCUUGCCUCCCCCCGUGGGGGCCAGAGAAGGAAAAAGGGAAUGUGCCAGCCUCCUAGCCCCAGCUCCUAGCCCUGGGCCAGCGAAGACAGGGCCAGCGUGGGGCCGAUGGGGUGGCUCAGAACCAUCCUUCAAAUGUUCUUUUCCAGAAGGUUAAAGAGAAAGGGCCUGAACAACCUUACACCAAAUAUUCAGUAGCUUCAUCCAAAGGAUGUACAGAAUUUUUAGCAUUGUGCUCAACAGAAUGUGUCCCUACCAUGUGUCCCCGACCUCCCCUGGCCCCCAGCUCUCCCCACCUGGGCAGGUGGUCUUGCUUUAACCUCUUUCCUCCCCCAGCCAGGGGAGAGUUCAGUGGCAGGCCUGGGAUGACUUUGCACCCCUAUACCUCCCCCUUUCCCUGUGAAGGGUGGGCUAGGCUGUUUUUCCAAGUUCUAGCUCUCACAUGUCCUCCUCAGUCCUGUCACCAUCCUCUGCUCUGGAAUCUAUCCCCCUCCCCAACCUAUGGGGAGGUGGAAGUUCCUGGCAGGAGGGGAUGACUUGAGGGCAUUCAAGCUUUUUUUCCAUCCUUGUCUGUCAGUUUCCCUGAAAAAAAAAAAAAAAAAACUCAUAUUCCAGUGCCUAUCCGUGGGAUCCUUCACGUUCUUUGACAUUGACCAGAAACCAAAAAGAGAACUCACCUCUCUUCCAACCCUGUGCCCCUCUGAUACUGGUGGAUGCCUCCCCCCUACCAUGCACACACACACACACACACACACACACACACACACCCAAUGGUGGGGUUCCUCCAGGUGGUGUCCCCAUCAGGGUCCAUGUGGUGGGGACAGUGCCAUGACCUGUGGUCCCCAUCCAAGAGGGCACUGUGGUGGCCACCACUCCCAUGAGAACUCCGUGGAGUUGUGGCUGGACCCUGUGAUGCCCAGCUCUGGACACACCUCGACGGACAGAGGAGAGGUGCCGCUGGGAGCCACUUUGCCCUCCUACAAUUGUGGAGGCCAACAAAGUUUGAACCAAAAACAAAAAUACCAAACAAUAAAUUAAAACUAGAAAAGAAAAGAAUUUAUAGAUAUAUAUAUAUUUAAGGGAAAGAAGAUGAGGACUCUUCAAGAAUAAGGAGGAGCCGCAAGGCGGAGCCAAGCCCCUGCACCUGUGGUCCAGGCCCUUGGUCCCCCAGUCGGAUGGAAGGACGGAUGCUUCUUUCUCUUCACAAAUACCUCAUGGACGUCGUCUUCGGGAAAGCUGGAGGGGUCGGCUGGGGCAGGGCCUGUCCCUCAGCCAGGGUGGAUGGGAGCGGGUGGGCAGGGCCGAGAGGGUGUCAGGGACAGGGGUGAAGAGCCCAGCUCCCUGCACCCCAAUCAACUGAAAAAGCUUUAAAAAAAAAAACAGGAAAAACAAGAAUAGGGAAGCAAAAAGAAUGGACAAAGGAAAACAAACUUUCGGGUGGUUUGAUUCCUCUGAUUUCUUUUUCUGUUCUUUUCGGUCUGUCCUCUCCCCUCUGCUCCCUCUUUCCCUCUCCCUCGCUCGUCCCGCCCCUCUCGAUAUAGUACUCUCAGUGUCUCUCCUCAAACCAAAGUGUUGCUGUGAAGGACGCGAGCCAUGGAAAGCAGAGCGGCCCUGUGGCCGCUGGGCGGAGCAGGGGAGCCUGGACCCUCCCAGGAGAGGCAGACACAGCUCGGACGCCACCCUGGGCCCUGGGGCCUCAGCGUUCUUUUUUGUCUCCCUUCUCCCACCCGGGAAAUGGAACUGUUGGGCUGGGCCGUGGAGGCAGCAGAGACUCGGCUGUUUCGGGGAUCUCGGGGUGUCUGCCCCCCAACAUUGGCACCUAUGGGACCUGGCAUGCCGUCGACCCAGCCUUGCCAGAAUGUAAGCAUCUCCGCCGAACGACUCCCUGCCCUGACCCUACCUCUGAGUUUGUCCAUUUUUAUUUCUUGAAGAGAAGGGACUGGCGAGAGGGCCUGGGCCUCAGCCUAAGGGUGGAGAGGCAGCCAAGGGCUCCUGAACAGCUAGGAAAGAUAUUUGAGCAGAGCAAAGUGAAAGGAAUUACAACCAAAAACCCCUCCGAGAAGACAGGAAGCAUGGAAGGCAUGGUGGAGAUGACUCAAACAAAAACUAUGAUCCUAGACCAAAAAAAAAGAAAGAAAAAAAGGAAAGAAAAUCCAGGACUCAUCACCACCCACUUCAUCCUGCUUUCUCCUCAUCGAGUCCUGUCCCCCCCACCUCUCCCUCACCCCAGUGGUGUUGGGGGGAGGGCAGGGCAGAUAGGAUGGGAGGAAUCGGGGGCAGGGAUGGGGCCGAUGCCCUGACAUUGGUGGAGGGAACCCCAUGCAGCCAGGGGUGGUGGGGACCCUCCCCAUCCAAUCCCCAUAACUGGGAAAAGGAAACAA
Manis javanica (Malayan pangolin) is the source of this 4586-nucleotide messenger RNA. It is a transcript of the gene POU2F2, whose product is annotated as POU class 2 homeobox 2. The record is from RefSeq and is a predicted model, not a curated record. Lineage: Eukaryota; Metazoa; Chordata; Mammalia; Pholidota; Manidae. Gene Ontology annotation, molecular function: RNA polymerase II cis-regulatory region sequence-specific DNA binding; DNA-binding transcription factor activity, RNA polymerase II-specific. Gene Ontology annotation, biological process: regulation of transcription by RNA polymerase II. Gene Ontology annotation, cellular component: nucleus.